CACUUCCCACUUCCAACCUAUCUCCGCAUCGUCGUCCUCCUCUCCGGCUUUCCGCCCCCACCUCGCCUUGCCAUGUUCCGAACCUUCUCGAAGCUUCGAGAGGUGGCGUUGCCGCUUGCCUCCUCGGCAGUACGGCGAUGCUCCGGCGGCAGCCGGAUCCGGGCCGAGGCCAAUUGCCCGCGCUGCGACGCCCACAUGUCCGUCCAAUUCUCCCUCCACCCGCUCCCAGCGCCCCCGCCUGCCUCUCCCGGAGGCAUCGAUGGCGCUCAACAUCACAACCACGACGGGGCGGGCGUGUGCCCGGCGUGCCGCGCGGCGUUCCUGUUCCGCGCCCACAGGAUCGACCCGCUGCGCGGCGCGUUCCUCGAGAUCCCUGGCGGCAUCGGGCGCGAGGAAGAGGACGCAGAGAGGGGAGGCUUCUCCGAUCGGAUCAAGAGGAUGUUAUCGGAGCGCCCGCCGGAGGAGUUUCCUCCGUUGCCGCAAUCUUCGCCGAUGCCGAUGCCGCACUAUCCGCUGCGACGGAGACAGAGUAGGAGGAGGCAGAGGGAGGAAGGAGGAGGAGGCAGCGGCGGCAGUAACGGUGGGGAAUCCUCGGGAGGGGAGGGUACGAGCGCUGCGCCUAAGAGGGAGUGGUGGAGUGGGGCGAGCCUGGGCGAGGAGCUGCCGACGCCUCGGGAGUUGUGCCGGAGGCUUGACGAGUUCGUCAUCGGGCAGGCGAAGGCAAAAAAGGUGCUAUCGGUAGCUGUAUACAAUCAUUACAAGAGAAUAUAUAAUGCAACUAUACAGAAAGAUUCCGGGUUUCCUGAUGCUGCACAUGAUGAUCAAAAUAUUGUAGAAAUAGAUAAAAGCAAUGUGCUUCUAAUGGGCCCAACUGGCUCAGGAAAGACAUUGCUUGCAAAAACAUUAGCACGUAUUGUAAAUGUACCAUUUGUUAUAGCUGACGCGACAUCGUUAACACAGGCUGGAUAUGUAGGGGAGGAUGUAGAGUCGAUACUGCAGAAGUUACUAAUGGCUGCUGAGUAUAAUGUUCAAGCUGCACAGCAAGGGAUAGUGUACAUAGAUGAAAUAGAUAAAAUAACAAAAAAGGCAGAGAGUGCAAAUGUUAGUAGAGAUGUAUCUGGUGAAGGUGUUCAACAAGCAUUGUUGAAAAUCCUAGAAGGAACUGUUGUCAGCAUUCCUGAGAAAGGAUCUCGCAAGAAUUCUCGCAAUGAAAGUAUACAGAUAGACACGUCAGAUAUUCUUUUUAUAUGUGGUGGCGCUUUUAUAGAUUUGGAAAAGACUAUUUCUGAAAGGUGCCAAGAUUCAUCUAUAGGAUUUGGGGCACCCAUUCGUACAAACAUGAGAAGUUCUGGAGCGAGCAAUCCAGUGGUCACUUCAUCUUUGUUAGAAUCUGUUGAGAGUGGUGAUCUUGUAAGAUACGGGCUAAUUCCAGAGUUCAUUGGACGUUUGCCCAUUCUACUAAGUUUGGCAGCUCUGAAUGAAGAUCAGCUCGUUCAGGUUCUUACAAAACCGAAGAAUUCACUUUCCAGACAAUACCGGAAAAUGUUUAACCUGAACAAAGUUAGGCUGCACUUCACUGAUGGUGCACUGAGAUUGAUAGCUAAGAAAGCGAUAGCUAAAAGUACUGGUGCACGUGGUUUACGAGCCAUCUUGGAAAGCAUUCUACUGGAGGCCAUGUAUGAGAUCCCAGACGAGAAAACAGGAAAUGAGCGAGUAGACGCUGUUGUGGUGGAUGAGGAGGCAAUUGAUUCUGUUGAUCGGCCAGGAUGUGGUCCUAAAAUUCUCCGGGGAGACGGUGCAUUGGCGCAGUACAUAACAAGAACUAAUGCCAUGAAUUUACGGGAAACAAACGAUGGUUUAGCCGGGGAGCUCGAGGAAGCGUACAUGCUGUCGAGAACUGUUAGCUUGUAACUAAAAGCUCGAGGGAAGCGUACAUGCUGAGUUCUGACCAACUUCGUACAUCAUGUAACAUGUCUACCCAGCACUCACACCCGCUCUUUUUUGCUCACCAAAUCUCCUGUAAUUUGUUUUAUUUCUGCCGAGUUCUGACAAGCAGAAGAUCCAGAGCGCGGUUUGUUGUAAUUCAUGUAAACAGGAGUUGCCUUUUGAUUGAGCAACCGUCCUGCCAAGUAAAUUGUUCCCCCAUUCUUUCUGAUGCCCCCAACUGGGCACCUCAAUUGUUGUUGGCAAAGAUGUAAAGAUCAUCAAUUUACUGCCAUAAUAAGCAGGCGCUUUUCAGAAUCUCCAUGAUAUGAAUGUUUCUGGAAUGCUGAGUUC
Molecule: messenger RNA, 2277 nt
Organism: Phragmites australis (common reed)
Lineage: Eukaryota; Viridiplantae; Streptophyta; Magnoliopsida; Poales; Poaceae
Product: CLP protease regulatory subunit CLPX1, mitochondrial-like
Exons: 15
Coding region: 73-1911 (612 amino acids)
Biological process (GO): protein catabolic process; protein folding; proteolysis
Cellular component (GO): mitochondrial matrix
Molecular function (GO): ATP-dependent protein folding chaperone; ATP binding; ATP hydrolysis activity
Source: RefSeq, a predicted model, not a curated record